Molecule: messenger RNA, 858 nt
Organism: Clavispora lusitaniae ATCC 42720
Lineage: Eukaryota; Fungi; Ascomycota; Pichiomycetes; Serinales; Metschnikowiaceae
Source: RefSeq, a predicted model, not a curated record
AUGUUUAGAUUCACUAUCGACAACUGGGUAAAUAAGUACUUAUGGCCUAACAAAGUAAGUAAGCUCCCUCAGCCUUUUCGGCAAGUUCUCGGUGGCCAUACAACAGCACCUGUUGGAGACCAUUUCAUAUGGCUUGAGGUAUUCAUAUCCUCCUUUUGUGGGGUGGCGUUGCUAGAAGGGGUGUUUGAACAUAGCAGUGUUUUCAAUCUGCAUCAUCUCCAUAACAUCAUUGCCAGUUAUGGUGCGACUGCUAUUCUUUGCUUCAAUGUCCACCAGUCGCCUUUGGCUCAACCUAGAAACGUUCUCGUUGGCCAUUUUGUUGCAUCUGUGAUCGGUGUGGGCGUCCAAAAGCUUUUUCUGCUAAGCGAAGCAGGAAGGUCUCACUACUGGGCAUCUGGUGCUCUCUCCUUGGCAAUUCUGUCGGUGUUGAUGUCUAUCCUAAAUUGUGUACACCCUCCUGCUGGUGCUUCGGCUCUUUUACCGUCUAUCGAUGACAGAAUUCGAGAAAUCAGUUGGUGGUAUCUUCCAGCACAAUUAGUUUCUUCAGUGCUCAUGAUAUCUGUUGCUUUGAUCACUGGUAACGUUAUUCGGCAGUAUCCGCUGUACUGGUGGAGUCCUAAUGACUUGGGAAAAAAGAGACAUCCGAAAAGUGCCGAAGCAGAAGGCAGUGAACAAAUUCUGGAGGAAAAGUCGCUAGUGGGUGACUUUGAAAUCACUCGCAUCAAAGGUUUUGGACGUAUUGAAAUCACACUGAGCAGUGUCAUGAUUCCUGAAGAGCUUAAUGUUGAAGUGAUCGAUAUGGAAUGGUUGAGUAAAGCUAGAAAACUGUUAUUGACUCUUGAGGCGGCUGCUGCAUGA